This is a messenger RNA of Emiliania huxleyi CCMP1516, 765 nucleotides long. RefSeq lists its product as hypothetical. Bases 1 to 765 code for a protein of 254 amino acids. NCBI's taxonomy places the organism in Eukaryota, Haptophyta, Isochrysidales, Noelaerhabdaceae. The record is from RefSeq and is a predicted model, not a curated record. Gene Ontology annotation, molecular function: lipid-A 4'-kinase activity; ATP binding. Gene Ontology annotation, biological process: lipopolysaccharide core region biosynthetic process; lipid A biosynthetic process. Gene Ontology annotation, cellular component: plasma membrane. The transcript is spliced from 6 exons.
AUGGCCCUCGUCCGGACGCCGCUCUUCUGGGACCGCCGCGGCCCGCUGAGCGACGCGCUGCUGCCACUCAGCCUCGCGUACGCCGCAGCGACGUACGCCGUCGAGGCGCUGCGCCCACCGCCCCGCCGGUCGCAGGCGCCCCGGCUCCUGCGGCCGCCACGGUCGCACACGCCCCACAUCCUCACGCGCGGCUACGGCGGCUCCGAGCGCGGCCCGCUGCGCGUCGCGCCGGAGGUGCACUCCGCCGCGCGGGUCGGCGACGAGGCGCGGCUGCUCUCGCGCACCGCGCCGACGUGGGUAUGCGCCGACCGGUGGGCGGGCGCCUCCGCCGCCUGCGCGAGCGCGACGCCGCCCUCGGUCCUGCUGAUGGACGACGGUCUGCAGCACCCGACCUUGCACCGCGACCUCUCGCUCCUCGUCGUCGACGCGGAGCAUCUGCUCGGGAACGAAGCCUCGCCCGCGCGGACGCCGUCGUGGCGUUCCCUCGGAUGCCGCCUGUGCGGCACGCUCGCGCUGCCCGACCACGCGCCCGUGCCGGCCACCGCCCUGGCGCAGCUGCGGCGCGAGGCGGCAACCGAGGGGGCCCUGCUCGUCACCACCGAGAAGGACGCCGCGCGGUUGGACGAGGCGGAGCUGCGAGGCAUCGAGGUGCUGCCGCUGCGGCUCGAGUGGACAGACGGCGCGGGCGAGGCGAUCGACGCCAUGAUCGGCGGCGUCGUGGCGGCCCGCGGCCAACCUUUGGAGAAUGGCCGCUACGCGGGCUAG